CAGCUGCAGAGAGCUGCCUCCCCUCCACACUCACAAUGACCAUCAGCAGCCUCCAGCAGGGCAACAACUGCAAAGUCCAGAUGUCCUGCCUGCUCAAGAUGGAGCGUCUGAUCGUCGCCAUGCAGGAUCCUGACGUCGGCAUCAAAAUGAGAAACCAGAGGCUCCUGAUUACUGUUAUUCCCCACGCGAUGACCGGGAACGAUGUGGUGGAAUGGUUGAUCCAGAAGCUCUCCAUCAGUGAAGAAGAGUCCCUGCACCUCGGGAAUUUGCUUGUUAAGUACGGUUAUAUCUACCCCCUGAAGGAUCCACGGAAUCUCGUUCUUAAAGCGGAUGAUUCCCCUUACAGAUUUCAGACUCCAUAUUUUUGGACGACGAAUAAAUGGCCGGCCACGGAACUCGAUUAUGCAAUUUAUCUUGCAAAGAAAAAUAUCCGAAAACAAGGAGAUCUGGUGGAGCAUGAAAAGGAUAAUUAUAACCAGUUACAUAAAAGAAUAAACCACACGUGGGACUUCGUGGUCAUGCAGGCGCGAGAGCAGCUCCGGGCAGCCAAGCAACGACGGAAAGGCGACCGCAUCGUGAUCGAAUGCCAGGAGCAGGCGUAUUGGCUCGUCAGCAGGCCGUCGCCUGGAUGUUUAAACGUGAUGGACCGGGGGCCGGACCGAGGGAGCUGUUACGCGGGUCAGAUGCAGCUUGGAAAGAAUGCGGAUUAUUACAGAAAGGAGGCGGAAUAUUUAAAGAAAGCCAUGACGAGGACGCGGGUAAAAUCCUCCAUCUGCCUGGAGGGGUUCCUGAAAUUUAGCGAGCAGUACCUACCCCAUGACCCCAUCAUGUCCGGCUGUCUCCCCAGUAACCCCUGGAUCACGGAUGAUGUCAUGUACUGGUCUAUGACUGCAUCCAUGGUACCCAUGCCAACCAAACUCCGGGUAGACCGCUGGACCUUCAAUUUCAUGGAGUUACUCAACGACCCCCGCGGACGGAAGGAGUUCCUGCAGUUCCUGGAGAAGGAGUUUAGUGCCGAGAAUCUUCUCUUUUGGGAAGCCUGCGAAGAAUUGCGUUAUGGAGAACUUUCCAAGGUGGCCUCCACGGUUCAGUCCGUUUACGAGCAGUUUUUGGCUCCGGGGGCCGUCCGCUGGGUAAACAUCGACAGCAAGACCAUGGAAAAGACCUUAGAGAACAUUAAAGCCCCCCAUCGCUUCGUGUUAGAAGACGCCCAGAUGCACAUCUACAUGCUGAUGAAGAAGGAUUCGUAUCCGAGAUACUUGAAGUCCGACAUGUACAAGAGCCUCGUGGGCCAAGCCUUCAUCCCCCCGGAGACCAAGAAAGGGGUCUUCCCGUUCAUGAGACGGCAGAGGCACUCGAGUCCCAGCCCGGCUUUUCUUCUGCCCGCCGGAGAACAAGAAACCAAGGCGGACGGAGACCACCGAUCCGCGUCGCCUGCGCUUGCUUCCCAGCUUUGCCUCUCAAACAAUCCUUUGGUCAUGUUGCCUGAAGAACGCCAGUCCUGUUCCCUGCCUGGCCCCUCCUUCUUUUGCCUGGAUGCCCCUCCCACCUCAGCCUUCCCGCAUUCCGACACACGCGGCUCCGAGAGGAAUGAUUUGCCGUUUGGUUGCCAAAUAUACGCGGCGGAGCCGUCCUCCGCGCCGCAGCAAGACCCCCGGAAAAAAUCAUCAGAACAGGACGCGGAAAGCGUGGAAGCUUCCACGGCACUCUGAGAAAAAUCCGGAAGCCUCAUCAAUCUCUGAAAAUUAUCGGAUUAUACGAAGGUGCCUUCAUGGAC
This is a messenger RNA of Spea bombifrons (plains spadefoot toad), 1777 nucleotides long. It is a transcript of the gene RGS11, whose product is annotated as regulator of G protein signaling 11. The record is from RefSeq and is a predicted model, not a curated record. Gene Ontology annotation, biological process: intracellular signal transduction; regulation of G protein-coupled receptor signaling pathway; G protein-coupled receptor signaling pathway. The transcript has 19 exons. The coding region runs from base 36 to 1712 and encodes 558 amino acids. Lineage: Eukaryota; Metazoa; Chordata; Amphibia; Anura; Pelobatidae.